Messenger RNA from Aspergillus ibericus CBS 121593, 679 nucleotides. RefSeq lists its product as uncharacterized. The coding region runs from base 239 to 598 and encodes 119 amino acids. Lineage: Eukaryota; Fungi; Ascomycota; Eurotiomycetes; Eurotiales; Aspergillaceae. The record is from RefSeq and is a predicted model, not a curated record. The transcript is spliced from 2 exons.
CCCACCCUAAAAUAGCAAGUAGCUACUCAUAUGACGGGAUGCUCAGGUCCCCGACGGCGAUACAGACACAAGCAUUACAUCUCUACCUAGCUCUGACCCCGCACGACCCCAAACAAACAACAAUCCUGCCGACACCAUGAGCUUACAAUCCAAUCUCUGAGCUCACUCAAUCUAUCCGAACUGAAGCUCCUCUAAUCCAUCUACACCUACCUUCAUAAUCUACCUAAUUAAUUCCCCCAUGGACUUCAACACAAACACAAACACAAACACAUCCACCCAUCCACUCGAUACCUCCGACCCCCUCUUCUACCUCUGCUGGCGUCGCCAAUCAUGCAAUAGCUGUUUAAAGGGCGAUGUGCCCUGUAGUUGGUGUGCGGUGGUAUUCAUCAACCUGCAUCCCCAACCCCACCUCCAUCCCGAUCCUCGCCCCUCUUCACUCCUCGCAGAUCUGUCCCCUGGGGUCCAAAGAGCGCUGGGAGCUCCGCGCCGUGCCGUUCGGAUGCGGAGUCAGCACGACGACAUUUUUGACGGGCGUGGGGUCUGUUGCUGGGACGGUGGUGGCGUUGGGGGUGAUGGUUUUGGUGGUUUGGGUGGUUAGAGGGUUGGGGAGGAGGUGGAGGAGGAAGGGCGGUGUGGGUGGCGGUGGGCAGAGUGGGAGGAGGGGGAGGAGGGAUUUGGG